Messenger RNA from Cylicocyclus nassatus, 966 nucleotides. Lineage: Eukaryota; Metazoa; Nematoda; Chromadorea; Rhabditida; Strongylidae. The record is from the annotation of a GenBank genome assembly.
UCUAGAUGUUGCUGUAUCGGCUCUGUGUUGUUUCUUUUCUGUUAUAUGCAGUAAUGGCCAGGAGAGGUGGAUCCUCAGGGGGAAGAGGGUCGUCACGAUCCCGAAUAUCUGUCUCCCACAAAUCGUCGUCACAUCGAUCGGGUUCAUCUGGCCGGUCGUGGUUUUUCGGAUCAGGUUCCUCGCGCCCCCGAUCGGGUUCGUCUCAUCGAUCCUGGUUUUCCGGAUCGGGUCCCUCUCACCGCUCUUCUUCGCAUCAUCAUUAUCACUACUACCAUUCAUCACCACGAUUCAGAAGACUAUUUUCUUCAACCGGCUCAGCUGAACGCACAGCGUUAUUCCGCGGAGCACUAUUCGGAGCAGCUGCCGGAUAUCUCAUCCAUCAAGAAGGGAAAUACUACAUCAAUGAUUCUGACACACCUAUAAUAUUCGAUGACCGCCCAUACUUCUGGAGCAGUGAACUCCCGAUACUUACCGAAGAGUUUCCUGUGCUCUGCGUGAACAAAAUUGACCCAGAGGAUAAGCAAUUUGGCCAGAUAUACAAUGAGAAUGGAACACGCGUGACUGAAAUUGCAUACCCAUGUGCUAAAGGAGAAUCUUGUUGCGGGUACGAUUGUUGCUACGAACGAUCAUUCUGGUUGGAAUUUCUCUAUGAAAUAAUAUAUGGGCUGCUUUUAUACUUAGUUUUAUUUGUCGUUCUCCCCGUGGUUGUCAUCGCGGUCGUCUUUGUUGUGAAAUGGAUGUACGACAAAUGUAGUGGUGUAUGUAGGCGAUGUCGGCGUACGAAACUCUGGGAACUGGUGCCGCUCAGAUCAUGAAAGGAUUUUCAGCUGUGCCUCGUGCAAUGUCGUCAAUCUCUGCCAUAUCUCUUCUGUGAUCAAAAAAGGGUUGUGCUACCUUAGACACACGGGUAAUACAAAAAUCUGCGGACAUUGAACCAUCUAAAUAAAAACUUAAACACUUUCCAAC